Molecule: messenger RNA, 1989 nt
Organism: Ipomoea triloba (trilobed morning glory)
Lineage: Eukaryota; Viridiplantae; Streptophyta; Magnoliopsida; Solanales; Convolvulaceae
Exons: 2
Coding region: 1-1989 (662 amino acids)
Source: RefSeq, a predicted model, not a curated record
AUGUCGUCCUCUGCUGGGCAAAUGGGUAUUGCGGCCAAACAUCUCCAAGCAAGGAAUGAAUGUGUUCCAAUGGACAUAUUUAUUUAUCAUAAUGGAGUAAUAAGUAUGCAAACUGAAUAUAAGUAUAUGGGGGGUGAUGUAGAAAUUUAUGAAAGUGUGCCAAGUAAGGAAGUAUGCCUACAAUUCUUCCAAGAUAAGGUCAAAGCCCUAGGCUAUUCUGAAAUAGGAGCAUACAUUUAUGACUUUGCAAAUGGUAGGUUGAACUUACUGCAAACAGAUAAUGAUGUUGAGAAAGCUUUAAGUAAUGGAGUGAAGGAUGGUCAGAUGUUGGAGAUUUGGGUUGAUACUAUGGAUGUCAAUGAUUUGAUUGAGGCAGAAGUUAAGGUAGAUGAACCUAAAGGUGAAUGGAAAAGUGAGGCAGAAGUUGAGGUUCAGCCUUUGAAUAUGGAUGAGGAGGGUGAUGUUGGAGUUUCAAUGGAAAGUGAAAGUGUUAAAACAGAACAUCCAGUAGUGAAACCAAACAUGAAGGAUCCUGAAUUUGAAUUUGAAAGUGAAAGUGUUAAAUCCAUAAACUUUUCUGAUGAUGCUUCACUGAUGGAAUCUGACAAUGAUGGUGAUAGUAAAUGGCCUAUUUUUAGAGCUGCCACUGACAUGAAGGAUCUUGAAUUUACAUUAGGCAUGACAUUUGCAACCAAACAAGAGUUUAGAGAAGCAGUUCAGAGUUAUGGUUUCAAAAAUGGGAAAGAUAUUAAGACUCCUAGAAAUGACAAGGAGAGGGUUGUAGUUGAGUGUGCACAGCCUGGUUGCACUUGGAGAAUAGGGUUGAGGAAAGUGGUUAACUCACAUUCUUGGAGGAUUCUUAACAUGGUUGAUAUGCAUCAGGGUUGUACUUGGGCUUGGGAGAAUUCCAUGGUAAAAGCAAGUGUGAUUGCUAAGAGGUGGGCCAAGGAGUUAAAAGACCAUCCAGACUGGAUGAUGAAAAAAUUCAGGGAUGCAGUGUGCAGGAAAGAGGGAUUCUAUGUAAGUGACCAACAAGCCUAUAGGGCUAUUUGGAGGGCAAAGAAACAAAGACUUGGUGAUGAUGAAGACAACUUCAAGAGGAUUUGGAGUUAUUGUGCUGAAAUGUCAAGGACAAACAGUAAGACUAAGUGUAUAGUGAAGACUAUUGCUGAAAAUGGACAUGAUAGAUUCUUGAGAAUGUACAUAUGUUGGGAAGCUAGCAAAUUGGGAUUCAAACACUGUAGGCCUUUAAUAGGUGUGGAUGGAUGUCACUUGAGAUGUGCAACAUGUGGGCUGAUACUGACUACUGUGAGUGUUGAUGCUAAUGAUAGCAUUUUUCCACUUGCAUAUGCUAUAGUUGAAGGAGAGAAGAAGGAGGCUUGGUCUUGGUUUCUGACUUUACUUAAGGCAGAUUUGGAGAUAACAGAGGAUGUGCAGGCAGGAAUCUGUUUCAUAAGUGAUAAACAGAAGGGUUUAGUCCCUGCAUUUGUGGAUGUCCUGCCUGCUGUGGAGCACAAAUUCUGUGUUAGGCACCUACAUGCUAAUAUGAAGGUAGCAGGGUUUCAAGGUAAGGCAUUAAAAGAUGCUUUAUGGGCUUGUGCCAGGGCAACAACUCUGAAUUCCUACAAUGAAUGUUUAAGGAAACUUAGGGCAUUAGAUGAGGAUGCAUAUCAGUGGUUAGGUGGUAAGUCUCCAAGUGAAUGGUGUAGAUCUCACUUCCCAACACACAGCCACUGUGAUAUGUUAGUGAACAACAUAUGUGAGUCUUUUAAUUCAUCCUUACUUGCAGCAAGGGACAAGCCUAUUAUAGAAUGCCUUGAAACCAUAAGGAAGAUGCUAAUGAGUAAAUUCUUUGAAAAGAGACAAAAGGCAGCUGGUUGGAAGAUACAGAUAUGCCCAACAAUUGUUGGAAAGUUGAAGAAAGUUGAGAAAGAGGCAGCAGGAUAUUUGGAAACUCAGAGUGAUUUCUUUAAGUUUGAAGUGGCUUAG